GCAGAUUUCCUCGAUGCGGGUUAAACGAAAGAAAUCCUCCCGCAGAAAGAUAUAAAGUAGCGCAAUCCAGUACCUUGAAGUGCGAGCUCAGUUCCGCUUCUGCGGUGUGGCAAUAUGGCCGCGCUGUGCUCCCGCAUGGACCCCUGCGAGAGUUCCGACUUCUGUGCCUGCAGCCUGCGCACAGAGACGGGACAAAAACGGCAAGUACUUUAUCCAAGUGGCUCAGGCAGACGUACGCUGAAGAUGGCAUCGGAGGAACCACAAGCAAAGAAACCGAAGCUGGAGGAAAAGGAGCUCAGCCAAAACGCGCUCUUUGGACUGGGGAAUCCACUUCUAGACAUCUGUGCUGUGGUGGACAAGGACUUCCUCGACAAGUAUGGACUGAAACCAAAUGACCAGAUCUUAGCUGAGGAGAAGCACAAAGCUCUGUUUGAGGAGCUUGUAAAGAAGUUCAAAGUAGAAUACCACGCUGGAGGUUCCACCCAGAAUUCUGUGAAAGUCGCCCAGGAACAGUGGGUCUGCAUUCAGAGUUUCGAAGACUGUCAGAGCAAGUUGAACCUUAGCAUCUCAGCUGAAGAAGGAAUGACACUAAAAAGUCAAGGAGACCUUCCUCAAAGUGGCUCAUCGUCAGAACUGCUGUAUGGAAACAUUGGUAUCAGGGCUGCAUUAUGAAUAAGACAGUAAGGA
Molecule: messenger RNA, 687 nt
Organism: Lepisosteus oculatus (spotted gar)
Lineage: Eukaryota; Metazoa; Chordata; Actinopteri; Semionotiformes; Lepisosteidae
Source: RefSeq, a predicted model, not a curated record